GAACUCACGCAACAGCUUCGCCAAGUCCUUUGGCAAUUCAAGGCACCCAUUCGCUUUGCAUUUGCCUAUGGCUCUGGCGUAUUUCCUCAACGCGGCUAUGCGAAAACGCCCACGACAAAGCCCAUGGUCGACUACAUCUUUGGCGUCUCACAUGCUCAACACUUUCAUUCUCUCAAUUUGACAGAUCAUGCGGACCACUACUCUUUUCUGCGACGGCUCGGGUCAGGCACGAUUUCACAUGUUCAAGAACGAUACGGUGCAGGCGUCUACUUCAAUCCCUACGUUACUGUAAAUGGCAUUGCCAUCAAAUAUGGUGUCGUCAACCUCGAUACACUUUGCGAAGAUUUAGACGACUGGCGGACAUUAUACCUUGCUGGACGUAUGCAAAAGCCCAUCAAAGUUCUCCGAGACCAUCCUCAAGUUCAACUGGCGUAUCAACGAACGCUCAACGCCGCGCUACGUGCUGCGCUGUUGCUUCUACCACAGACGUUUACUGAACGCCAACUAUUCACGACAAUAGCGAGUCUCUCGUAUCUCGGAGACCCACGCAUGUCUGUUGGUGGUGAGAACCCCAAAAAGGUAGAAAAUAUCGUCUCUGCGCAACAGCAACAUUUCCGAAGUCUCUAUGGCCCUUUGAUGGCAGAUCUACCAAAUAUCCAAUACAUGGGCACCGAGCAUUCAGGUCAAGAUAUGGCUGGUUUGACGCAAGACUUGAACCCACAAACGCGUGGAAAUAUGGUCAGACGACUACCGAAGACAUUUCAAGCGAAACUUUACAAUGCUUAUCGGCAUAAGCUCGGUGAACAGCAUGCGAUCCACAUUCAAACAUCAGAAAAGGAAGGUGUGCCUUCCACUUUUGGCAGCCCCUUUGAUGUGGCUAUUGCGGCGUCGUCCACUCUGAAUGCCGAAGUAAUGAAAGCUAUUAGCGCAACGGUAGCAUGGCCGUCGACUGUGCAAACCAUCAAGGGUAUCUUAACGGCUGGCCCUUUCAAGAGCUGGAAUUACGUUGCCGAAAAGCUCAAGAAA
This is a messenger RNA of Protomyces lactucae-debilis, 1026 nucleotides long. Its product is annotated as mitochondrial matrix Mmp37. Gene Ontology annotation, biological process: CDP-diacylglycerol biosynthetic process; cardiolipin biosynthetic process. The record is from RefSeq and is a predicted model, not a curated record. NCBI's taxonomy places the organism in Eukaryota, Fungi, Ascomycota, Taphrinomycetes, Taphrinales, Protomycetaceae. Gene Ontology annotation, molecular function: phosphatidate cytidylyltransferase activity. The transcript has a single exon. The annotation marks the transcript as partial. Gene Ontology annotation, cellular component: mitochondrion.